Betta splendens (Siamese fighting fish) is the source of this 2521-nucleotide messenger RNA. It is a transcript of the gene hsp90aa1.1, whose product is annotated as heat shock protein 90, alpha (cytosolic), class A member 1, tandem duplicate 1. Gene Ontology annotation, cellular component: perinuclear region of cytoplasm; neuronal cell body; nucleus. The transcript has 11 exons. Gene Ontology annotation, biological process: protein stabilization; protein folding; cellular response to heat. Gene Ontology annotation, molecular function: ATP hydrolysis activity; ATP-dependent protein folding chaperone; disordered domain specific binding. Lineage: Eukaryota; Metazoa; Chordata; Actinopteri; Anabantiformes; Osphronemidae. The record is from RefSeq and is a predicted model, not a curated record. Bases 137 to 2311 code for a protein of 724 amino acids.
GGGCCUGCAUAGAGACAAACACACCCAGAGAGACUUACUGCCCACAGGAGCUGCAGCGAAGCUCACAGUUGAAGCUCUUCAGGAGAAGACGACGAGCUCAGAUAAACCUUUAACGACCGUCCUCAAUAUAUCCAAGAUGCCUGAGAACGCUGGACAUGUUAUGGAGGAGGAGGUGGAGACCUUUGCGUUUCAAGCUGAGAUUGCUCAGCUCAUGUCCCUUAUCAUCAACACGUUCUAUUCAAAUAAAGAGAUCUUCCUCAGAGAGCUCAUCUCCAACUCCUCAGAUGCCCUGGACAAAAUCAGAUAUGAAAGCCUGACUGAUCCUAGCCGGCUUGAGUCCUGCAAGGAUCUGAAGAUUGAAAUCACGCCUGACCUGCACGCUCGCACCCUGACCCUGGUCGACACAGGUAUCGGCAUGACCAAGGCUGACCUUAUCAACAACCUGGGCACCAUCGCAAAGUCUGGCACCAAGGCUUUCAUGGAGGCUCUUCAGGCCGGCGCUGACAUCUCUAUGAUCGGUCAGUUCGGCGUUGGCUUCUACUCCGCCUACCUGGUGGCUGAGAAGGUGACGGUGAUCACCAAGCACAAUGACGACGAGCAGUACGUGUGGGAAUCUGCAGCCGGAGGCUCGUUCACAGUCAAACCUGACACCGGAGAGCCCAUAGGAAGAGGCACAAAAGUCAUCCUUCAUCUCAAAGAAGAUCAGACAGAGUACUGCGAGGAGAAGCGCAUCAAAGAAGUUGUGAAGAAGCACUCACAGUUCAUUGGCUACCCAAUUACACUUUUUGUGGAGAAGACAAGAGAGAAGGAAGUGGCCCUUGAAGAGGGCGAAAAGGAAGAGGAGGUUGAGAAAGACGCCGCCGAGAACAAGGACAAACCCAAGAUCGAAGAUGUCGGCUCAGACGAGGACGAAGACUCAAAGGAGAACAAGAACAAGAGGAAGAAGAAGGUGAAAGAGAAGUACAUUGAUGCCCAGGAGCUGAACAAGACCAAGCCUAUCUGGACCCGUAACCCCGAUGACAUCACCAACGAGGAGUACGGAGAGUUCUACAAGAGUCUCACCAACGACUGGGAGGACCACCUGGCAGUCAAGCAUUUCUCAGUGGAAGGUCAGCUGGAGUUCCGUGCCCUCCUGUUUGUACCAAGAAGAGCUGCGUUUGACCUCUUUGAGAACAAGAAGAAGAGAAACAACAUCAAGCUGUACGUCCGCAGGGUCUUCAUCAUGGACAACUGUGAAGAGCUGAUUCCAGAGUACCUCAAUUUCAUUAAGGGUGUGGUGGACUCUGAGGAUCUGCCUCUAAACAUCUCUAGAGAAAUGCUGCAGCAGAGCAAGAUCCUGAAGGUCAUCCGCAAGAACCUGGUCAAGAAGUGCCUCGAACUUUUCACUGAACUGUCUGAGGACAAGGACAACUACAAGAAGUUCUACGAGCAGUUCUCAAAGAACAUCAAGCUUGGCAUCCAUGAGGACUCACAGAAUAGGAAGAAGCUGGCUGAGCUGCUGCGAUACUACACCUCAGCCUCUGGAGAUGAGAUGGUUUCCCUCAAAGACUAUGUCUCUCGCAUGAAGGACAACCAGAAUCACAUCUACUACAUCACUGGUGAGACCAAAGACCAGGUGGCCAACUCCGCCUUUGUGGAGCGCCUUCGCAAAGCUGGCCUGGAGGUCAUUUACAUGAUUGAGCCCAUUGACGAGUACUGUGUCCAGCAGCUCAAGGAGUUCGAUGGCAAGAACCUGGUUUCCGUGACCAAAGAGGGUCUGGAGCUCCCUGAGGAUGAGGAGGAGAAGAAGAAGCAGGAGGAGCUUAAAAAUAAGUUUGAGAACCUCUGCAAGAUCAUGAAGGACAUCCUUGACAAGAAGAUUGAGAAGGUCACAGUCUCCAACCGCCUGGUCUCUUCUCCUUGCUGCAUCGUCACCAGCACCUACGGCUGGACGGCCAACAUGGAGAGGAUCAUGAAGUCCCAGGCCUUGAGAGAUAACUCCACCAUGGGCUACAUGACCGCCAAAAAGCACCUGGAGAUAAACCCCCUGCAUCCGAUCGUGGAGACCUUGAGGGAGAAGGCGGAGGCCGACAAGAACGAUAAGGCCGUGAAGGACCUGGUCAUCCUGCUGUUCGAGACCGCGCUGCUGUCCUCGGGUUUCACCCUGGAGAACCCACAGACGCACGCCAACCGCAUCUACAGGAUGAUCAAGCUGGGUCUAGGCAUCGAUGACGACGAUUCGACGGUUGAAGAAGUCAUUCAGCCUGUUGAGGAGGAUAUGCCUGUUUUGGAAGGAGACGACGACACAUCAAGAAUGGAAGAAGUUGACUAAAAACUUAACAGACUUGUUUUUUUAUUAGAUUUUUUUGUAAAUUGUUGCUAUUCAAAUUGUCAUUUCAUUCAUUAAUUGAAUAAACAAUAUAUUUACACUGUUUUUAUCAUGAAACCAUAAGAGUAAUAUAUUGUUACUGGGAAGACUACUAAUAUUACUCAUUUUGUAUGUAAUGCAGUAGAAUUUGUAAUAAAAUGUAUUCAGAUAUAA